AUUCCUCACCGCGAGGAGGGACCAUUGCUAUGGAAACCAGAGCGCGGGGCAGCGGGGGAUUGUGGCUCCCGGAUGGUGACCGAUCUUCUCUCUCCCCGACACCCUCGCCCGAGGCUUCGGGCGCGGUUGCUUCCUGAACGAACCUGCCCUCCCGCCCACGGGAGAGAGUUUUCCAUGGCACAGCCCAACAGAAAGAUGUAGUCCUUGUGCCUCACUGGCUGCUGACCCACUGGCCUAAUGACAGCACCCCUGUGUACGUUUCCGGUUCAGUUCCGGCAGCCCUCGGUCAGUGGCCUCUCACAGAUCACCAACAGCCUGUAUGUCAGCAAUGGGGUGGCCGCCAACAACAAGCUCAUGCUCUCCAGCAACCAGAUCACCACAGUCAUCAACGUGUCGGUGGAAGUGGUAAAUACCUUAUACGAGGACAUCCAGUACGUACAGGUGCCUGUGGCCGACACACCCAUCUCGCGUCUCUGUGACUUCUUUGACCCCAUUGCUGACCACAUCCACAGUGUAGAGAUGAAGCAGGGCCGCACGCUGCUGCACUGUGCUGCUGGCGUGAGCCGCUCAGCUGCCCUCUGCCUGGCCUACCUCAUGAAGUACCAUGCCAUGUCCCUGCUGGACGCCCACACAUGGACCAAGUCAUGCCGGCCCAUCAUCCGACCCAACAAUGGCUUUUGGGAGCAGCUCAUCCACUAUGAAUUCCAGCUGUUUGGCAAGAACACCGUGCACAUGGUUAGCUCCCCUAUGGGAGUGAUCCCUGACAUCUACGAGAAGGAGGUCCAUUUGAUGAUUCCACUGUGAGCCUGCCAGCACCCCCCACACCUCUGCACCCAGGUCAGAG
This is a messenger RNA of Odobenus rosmarus divergens (Pacific walrus), 844 nucleotides long. It is a transcript of the gene DUSP18, whose product is annotated as dual specificity phosphatase 18. The transcript is spliced from 2 exons. Bases 238 to 804 code for a protein of 188 amino acids. Gene Ontology annotation, molecular function: MAP kinase tyrosine/serine/threonine phosphatase activity. NCBI's taxonomy places the organism in Eukaryota, Metazoa, Chordata, Mammalia, Carnivora, Odobenidae. Gene Ontology annotation, biological process: protein dephosphorylation. The record is from RefSeq and is a predicted model, not a curated record.